ACUUUACCGGGGAAGAAGAAGAAGGUAGCAGGUGCCUGAGGUGCCUGCUUCUUAUCUGUUGCUAGCUGUCCUCUGGGUGAAAUUACAGGAUGGCACAGUGGGGGGCCAUAUUCUCAAUAAUCGCUGCUCUGGGAGGAGCAGCGCUCUUAGCCUCCGUGCACAAGAUUGAUGAGGGACACACUGGAGUUUACUACAGGGGGGGAGCUCUCCUAACCACCACCAGCAACCCUGGUUUCCAUUUAAUGCUCCCAUUCAUCACCACCUACAAGUCUGUUCAGACGACGCUGCAGACAGAUGAGGUGAAGAAUGUACCAUGCGGCACAAGUGGAGGAGUGAUGAUUUACUUCGACCGCAUAGAAGUGGUGAACUACCUCGUUCCAUCAGCAGUGUACGACAUUGUAAGGAACUUCACAGCAGACUACGACAAAGCGUUGAUAUUCAACAAGGUUCACCACGAGCUCAACCAGUUCUGCAGUGUUCACUCACUGCAGGAGGUCUACAUCGGCUUGUUUGACCAAAUAGAUGAAAACCUGAAGUUAACGCUACAAGAGGAUCUAACAUCCAUGGCACCUGGACUUAUCAUACAGGCGGUCCGUGUCACAAAACCCAACAUCCCAGAGAGCAUUCGCAGAAACUACGAGCUCAUGGAGAGCGAGAAGACAAAGCUGCUGAUCUCUCAACAGACACAGAAGGUUGUGGAGAAGGAAGCAGAAACUGAAAGGAUCAAAGCUGUGAUCGAGGCUGAGAAAGUGGCACAAGUGGCAGAGAUCAAGUAUGGACAGAAAGUCAUGGAGAAGGAAACAGAAAAAAAGAUCUCUGAAAUCGAAGAUGCUGCCUUCCUGGCCCGGCAGAAAGCCAAGGCAGAUGCAGAGUUCUAUACAGCACAGAGAGCUGCAGAGGCCAACAAGGUGAAGUUAACACCAGAGUACCUGCAGCUAAUGAAGUACAAGGCAAUCGCAGCCAACAGUAAAAUCUACUUUGGAAACGACAUACCCCAGAUGUUUGUGGACUCUGGCUCUGCAGGGAGCUCUAUCAAGGCCUCCGCAGCCAUGGACAUUGUUGCUGAGCAGAUCCUGGACCUUGAUUAGCAAGGGAAGUAGUGGGACCCACAGACCACCCAGAGGUGGAGGACUGUCUGCUGGAGGGCAGGAGCCUGGCCCAAUGGCUGGCUGGCAACUUCUCCCUCUGACCCGGAGAAGCUCUUCUGACCAGGGCCCAUAUUUCUCAAACAGCUCAGAAUCUCUGUUAGAAAUCACAUUGAAAGUUUGACUACAGGCCUAUUCGCACAGGACAAGUAUUACCAGGGGACCUCAGGUGAUUUAGAAAUUCCUCCAGGUCUGUGAUUCAUAAGCAAAGUUUGUGUUUGACAGAGUUUUACAGACAUUAUUCCCUGGAUCUGUUCCACAAUCAUUUGUAACUCUACACUCUACCACUCUACACAACAUAGAAACUUUUUUUUUUUUUUUUGUGAGGGUAGAACACAUUGUCACAUGUCAUCUAUUUCUGCUAAUGAGUCUCCUGCACCUGGUGUGCUGUCAUGACUUUAAUUAAUAAUCAUCAGCGCAGGCUACAUAAUUCUUAGCAGGGAAAAAAGCAGGAAAAAGUUGUGGAGAAGACUAAAAACCUAAAUACAACCCCAAAUCACAGAGAUUCAAUUUACACAAGAUUAGUAUGAUCACAUGACCGUCUGUCUUUGGUGGAAUAUGGAAGAUAAUUUGGUCGUGAAUUUUUACUGGAAGGGACAGGGAAUUAAGAUCACAGACGACCUCCGCAUUUAUUACAAAUUACUAGAGGUCCCCAGGUAGUACCAGCAAGCAAGCAAAACUUUAUUUAUAUAGCACAUUACACUCCAGGCGGAAGCACAAUGUGCUCCACAAAGUAUGAGGUACAAGUUGCAGGCACAAAACAAAGCAUUCAACUGACCAUAAAAGCGAAUCAAAUCCAUAAAAUAAGAACUCAAAAAAAUAAUUAAGAUGAAUAAAUUAUUAAAAGAAAUGCAAGUCAGAACUGGCAAAAAUGAUUAAUAUGAAAUAAAAUAGUAAUACUUAAUACUAAAAGUACACCCUUAAAAGAGGAUAAUACAUAUGAAUUAAAAUGAAUAAAAGAACUAACAAUAGAAUAAGAUUAAAUAAGAUGAAAAAAAGUAUUAUACAUGAGCAAAAAUAAAAAUAAAUAAAUAAAUAAGACCAAAUAAUAGUAAAACCAUGAAGAGGAAGUGCAUUACAGUAGUCCAGCCGACUAGAAAUAAAAGAGCCAAGUAGAAAUACUAGUCCCUUGCAAAUUUGCAUCAGAGCUUCUACUGUGUUCUGGUAUAGAAUGAGAUCAUCUAGACUCAGAAAAUGGGCUGGAAUUAAAACAAGAUAAAAUAGCAUAAUUGGUGUGUGUGUGUGUGUGUGUGUGUGUGUGUGUGUGUGUAUAAUUAGCUCCUUUGAAACUGCCAAGUAGCCCAAACAAUCAUUUAAAGAAAUUUGUCCUGCUGCUGUGCGCCAAAUGUGACCAGUCCAUUUAGCCACAACAUGAGGGAUCACUAAUGCAUUACUACGUUUGGGUUUAUACUGUUAUCCCUUUACUUUCAUGUGUCCUCAUUCAGCGUUUGAAGCAGUGAUAAUUGUUCCGUAGCAGGAAAUUUACUGGUAAUACAUCUUAAUUUAGCAUUACCAGUAAUUGAUUUUGAUUUUAUAAAAGGUCAUAGAGCUCACUCCAAACUUUGAAAAUGAAGAAGUUCACUCUCUCUGCAGCCCAGUGCACAGCACUGAGGGACGAACGCUGUUGAAUGGAGAGAUUAGUAUACGGCCAUUUGAAACUGCUUGAUGUUUUGUGAAUGAAGCAGUUCCAUGCCUGGAAAAAGAGAAUCAGUGGAAAGAGCUUUAAUCCCGUACCCAACAUAUUUUACAUUCCCAACAUGUCCAGGGCAGUAAAGCUCUUUAGUUCUGCUAAAUCUUAGUGGAUAUGGAGUGACUUGACAAGAUGAAGAGAGUUAUUAAAAUGUAGAUGC
Messenger RNA from Plectropomus leopardus (leopard coralgrouper), 2995 nucleotides. RefSeq names its product ER lipid raft associated 2 (gene erlin2). Gene Ontology annotation, molecular function: ubiquitin protein ligase binding; cholesterol binding. Lineage: Eukaryota; Metazoa; Chordata; Actinopteri; Perciformes; Serranidae. The record is from RefSeq and is a predicted model, not a curated record. Gene Ontology annotation, biological process: SREBP signaling pathway. Gene Ontology annotation, cellular component: endoplasmic reticulum; endoplasmic reticulum membrane.